Mobula hypostoma (lesser devil ray) is the source of this 1671-nucleotide messenger RNA. RefSeq lists its product as uncharacterized. Gene Ontology annotation, cellular component: plasma membrane. The record is from RefSeq and is a predicted model, not a curated record. The transcript is spliced from 4 exons. Lineage: Eukaryota; Metazoa; Chordata; Chondrichthyes; Myliobatiformes; Myliobatidae. Gene Ontology annotation, molecular function: G protein-coupled receptor activity. The coding region runs from base 1 to 1671 and encodes 556 amino acids. Gene Ontology annotation, biological process: phospholipase C-activating G protein-coupled receptor signaling pathway.
AUGAAUAAAACAAAUAAACGUCUGGAACACACUGCGGGGCAAGGCUGUGGACGAAGGUACCUAAAGAACAGCCAGAAAGCGUCUGGAUAUGAACAAAACUCAACAAGGCAGCAAGUGUGCCUUCCAGCUGCCCGACACUCCCUAUACAUUGUUUCCAUUGACUGCUCCGUUUGGUUUACAGCCGCUUUUACUUUUGAUCGCUUUGUAGCGAUUUGCUGUCUGAAUUUCAAGCGAUAUUUCUGCUGUCUGAAAACUGCAGCUGUAAUUAUUUUCGUUGUUUUUGGUGCGAGCAUUUUAAAAAGCAUUCCGGUUUACUUUGUAUAUAAACCUGUCCUGGUAAUCCGCAGUCUCCCGUGGUUCUGCAGAGGGAAAGCAGAGUUCUGGGAUUCAACGUACUGGAAACUCUAUCAGCGCGGUAGUAUGUUUGUUACCUUUUUAUUACCCAUUCUAUUGAUCUCUUUGUUCAAUGCUUUAACGGUCAGGUACAUUAUUGCGGCAAAUAGAGUUCGCAGGAAGCUUCGCAGUAAUGUUGGAAAUAACUCUGAUCAAGAAGCGGAGAACAGGAGAAAGUCGAUUGUUUUGCUCUUUGCUGUAUCAGCCAACGUCAUCCUGCUGUGGAUGCCCAAAGCUGUUUAUACAUUAAACUGGCAACUUCAAAAUUACAAUUAUGGAAAUAAGUACCUGAAUAUCCCCGUUUACGUCGCUCAACAGAUGGACAGCCGUCUAUAUGCCAUCAAGGUAGAUAUCGAAGAACAGGUUACUCCCCGAAAAUUUAAUUUAAUGGCAAUUGCAAUCCUGACUCGGAGAAAAUGCGGCCUCACCAAAUGCAUCACCAUUUACCUGGUAGGAAUGGCUACAGCUGAUUUACUUGGCGUCAUCAUCGCUGUUGUAUUGGAACAGAUCAAUAAUAUCUAUGUUUAUGCCCGCUUCUUGCUUAUUACUCCGAUUUGCGCUGUGACACAUGUCCUCAGGCUUGCCAUCAUGGAUUGUUCUGUUUGGCUCACGGUGGCCUUUACGUUCGAUCGCUGCAUCGCCAUUUGUAGUCAAAGGCUCCGAGAACGAUAUUGCACAGAGAGGACAGCAAACGUCGUUAUAGUAAUUGUUUGUGUAGGGAGCUGUGCGAGGUACGCUCCAUGUUAUAACUCGGUGGAACCUUACAUUAUCGUUGACAACGUACCCUGGCGCUGCAUUGGUAGCGCUGAAUAUUUUACUUCAGCUGUGUGGAAAGCAUACCAGAUGUUUAAUACUAUCACGACACCUUUAUUGCCAAUUGGUUUAAUUGUACUGUUCAAUGCUAUAACAAUCAGACACAUUAUUAUGGCAAACAGAAUCCGACGGGAGCUCAGGCAGAGCAGCGAUAAUCGGAAAGAUCCAGAGGUGGAGAACAGGAGAUACUCAAUGAUUUUGCUAUUCGCCCUCUCGGGCAAUUUCAUAUUGUUGUGGAUACCCUUUGUUGUAUAUACUAUGAACUGGAAAAUUCAAAAUUAUUAUUACACAGACAGGUACUUCAGUAACCGGACGUACAUCAUGCAACAAUUUGGGUUCAUGUUGCAGUUUCUCUGUACCUGCACAAACACGUGUAUCUACACAAUGUCACAGAGGAAAUUCAGGGAGGAGCUGAAGAAAGGAGUCAGAUAUCUGGUCACAAUAAAUGGGGUGUUUUGGAAAUAA